Molecule: messenger RNA, 4464 nt
Organism: Plasmodium gaboni
Lineage: Eukaryota; Apicomplexa; Aconoidasida; Haemosporida; Plasmodiidae
Product: phosphatidylinositol 4-kinase
Exons: 4
Coding region: 1-4464 (1487 amino acids)
Biological process (GO): phosphatidylinositol phosphate biosynthetic process; phosphatidylinositol-mediated signaling
Cellular component (GO): cytoplasm; membrane
Molecular function (GO): 1-phosphatidylinositol 4-kinase activity
Source: RefSeq, a predicted model, not a curated record
AUGGAGGAUGAUAAAGAUAACAACAUAACAAAAGAAAAUCUGAAUGACGUUGAAAAUAAUCAACUUUCUAUAAUAGAAGAAAAAAAUAUAAAAGAGGAAGAAGUAAAAGAUGGGGGGGGAAAUGUUUUAAAAAAUGAAACUAUAUACAAAAAUUUAUACAAGCAUAGUUAUAAUACGCAAGUAUAUAAAGAUGAAGUGACACAUAUUCGUUUAAGAAAUAGAGAAAAUAAAAAUUUGGAUGAAAAUAAUUCGGAUGGUAAUAAAAAUGUAAAUAAGAAAAAAGAGUGUGUUGAGAUAAAUAUGAAUGAACGUAUUGAUAAAAAGGAAGAUGGUGACGAUGGUAGUGAUGAUGAUGAUAGUGAUGAUGAUGGUAGUGAUGAUGAUGAUAGUGACGAUGAUGAUGACGAUGAUAGUGACGAUGAUAGUGACGAUGAUAGUGACGAUGAUAAUAACAAUGAUAGUCACAUCAAUAAUAAUAAUAAUAUUUCAUCACAUAGCGAGAGUGAAGAAAAUAUAAAAGACCAUACAAUAGUCACGAACGAUGAAGAAAAGAAUAUUAAAAUAAUUGAGAUGUAUGAAAAAAAAUUAGAAAAUGAAGAAAUAAAAAAAAAAAAUAAAGAACAAGUUAACCAAAAUAAUAAAAGUCAAAUAAGAGAAAGCAUUUCUAAAAUUUUUAAAGAAUGUCCUACAUCAAAACCGAAAAUAAUUAAUGAAAUAAAUAAGGAAACAAAAUAUGAUAGUAAUAAUAAUAAUAAUAAAAAUAAUUUUAAUAAUAAUUAUUAUAGUUGUAAUAAUAUGAAAGAAAAUAAUCAUAUGCAUGGAGAUAAAAAUAAUAUAUAUGGAAAUAAUAAUUAUAGCGAUUCUGAAAAAAAUAAAAGUAGUGAUACAGAAAAGAAUAAAUUAAAAUUGAAUAAUAAGAAUACUUUAAAAGAAGGUAGUUUGUUAAGAUUAUUUAGAUGUGAAUAUUUUGAUACCCAUUUACAUAUAAGAUAUUUAUAUGAUAGAAAAGAAGUUGGUGUACAUGAAUAUUUAGUUAAUUCUUUAUAUACUCAAAGAAAAUAUGAAGAUAUAUUAUUUUAUUUACCUCAAUUAAGUCAAAUAUCUUUAGUAAGAUAUGAAUCUUCAUCUCUUUAUCGUUUCUUAUUAGAAAAAGCUAGUAAGUCAAUGCAUUUUGCCUUAAAAUUAUCUUGGUUAUAUCAUUCUAUAGUUGAAGAUAAUUCUAGUAAAUAUAAAGAUUUAGCUCAACGAAUGAUACAAGAAAUUGAAAUGGCUGUUGUUAACUGUAAACCUUUAAAUAAUGAAUGUAAGUCUUUUGAAGAAAAUAAACAAUCUUAUCUUCUUGAUUUGGCUUAUCCACUUUUAUUCAAAAGAAAAUUUAUUUUAAAAAAAAUUAAAACUAAUGAAAAAUUAAACAAAAUAAAAAUGUAUAAUAAAUACCUUAACAAUUCAUAUAAUUCAUAUACGUUAAAAAAUCUACAUGCUAGUAAUCCAAUAGAAAGUGACACUACAUCAUUUUUACGUAAUUAUAAAAAUUCAAAUGAUAAUACACCUUCUCAAGGGACGAAUAAAUAUAGCAAUGAUGAUAACUGUAAUCUAGAGAAGAGGGAAGAUAAACAAGAUAUUCAAAAUGUAUCUGCAGAGGAAAUAGAUUUAAGUAAAAAUCUAAAGGAAGUUAAUACGUUAGAUGAAAAUAAAAUAUCACAUGAAAAUAAUCAUUCAAAUAAUCAAUCGAAUAAUCAACCAAAUAAUCAAUCAGAAAAAAAAACACCUAUAUUAAAAAGAAAGAAUUUAAAACAAGCACAUACAACACCAUGUCCUAAACUUCCUCCUUGUUAUAUUAUAAAUUCUGGCUCUUUAUCUAUUGCUAGGGCUAAAGUAAAAUUACCUAGUACUUAUUCUAAAUUAGGUAAUCCUUUAAGUUUUUCAAAAUUUUCACUUCCUGAUUUUAAUUAUAGUUAUGAUAUGAUAGAAGAAUUACAACAGUUUUUUAUGAAACAAAGACGAUGUGAUUAUUUUAGUUUAUUAAAUAAUUUUAUCAAUUUACUUAUAUCAGUAUCUAAUUUAUUAGCUGCUGAGCCAGAUAUAGAUCUACGUAAUGAAUUAUUAAGACGAUUUAUAUAUUCUUUAAAUAGCUGGAUGAAUAUGAGAAGAUGUAUUGUGGCUUGUUGUGAAAAUAUUUUUGCAAUGACAGGUUUAUGUAUCCCAUUAGAAAGUAUGUCUUCAUCAACUUAUAAUCAUGAUACAAAUAAUCGUUUAAGUUAUAAUAAUUUACAAAUAUUACAUUUUAAUAAUGAAGAAUGUAAAAUAUUUUUCUCCAAAAAAAGAGCACCAUAUUUAUUAAUGUUUGAAGUUGCUGAUUUGGAUGAGGAUAUAAGUCAUAUUUCUGAUAAUAUUUUUUAUACCAAAAAAAGUUUAUUUUUUAAUCAAGAUAAUAAUGAUAAUAAUAAUAAUAAUGAUAAUAAUAAUAAUAAUUACAAUUAUAAUAAUAAUAAUAAUUACAAUUAUAAUAAUAAUAAUAAUUAUAAUAGUGAUGUGCAAAGUAAAGAACCAAAAAUUGUAAGACAAGAAUAUAGUAGAAAGAGCCUCAUUUUGUCAAGAAAUUUUUGCUGUUCCAAAAAUUAUGGAUACCAUGAAGAAAAUAUGAAUACCUUCGAUUAUGAAAAUAGAAUAAGCUUAGAAGACAAAAAAAAAAAGAACAGUAAGAAAAAAAAAUAUGCAAAAGAACAAGAACAAAGUAAUAAUGAAAAAUUAAAGGAUAAAGAAAAAGAGAGAAAGAAAAAAAAUAUUUUAGAUUUAAAUUCUUUAAAAAUGGAAGAUAUAUAUGUAUAUAAUUGUAUUGUAAAUGAUUUGAGAAGAGAAAAUUUGAUAUCCUUUACGUCAAAAGAGGAUGAAAAUAUAGCACUUAUAAAAAAAUGUCUAGGACUAAAAAUGGUAGAAAAAGAAAAUGAUGACAAUGAUGAUGAUGAUAAUUAUAAUGAAAAAAAAAACUUUGAAGAACAACAAAAUGGAAAUUAUAAUAAUGAUAAUAAUAUUUAUCAUGAUGAAAAAAAAAAACUUCAAACAACAAAUGAUAAUUUAUCAUCGUCAUCAUCUUUUGGUGUUAAAAAAAAUUAUUUAUUAAAUUCUAGAUCUGUUUCAAUGCCAAGUUAUUUGAAUAAUAGCGUUGAAAAAUGUGAUACGAGUUCAUAUGAUAAUACAAGUAAUAAUGUAAAAACAUCGAUGGAAACUAUAAGUAGUGGUAUAGAUGAUAUUCUAGUUGAAAAAAAUAUAGAGAAGAAUGAAACAUAUGAAGAAAUGAAGAGAAAAAAUUCAAAUAAUGAAUUUAUUGAUUAUAAUGAACAUAUGGUAAAAUUAUCUCCAUAUUAUGCAAGAACAAAUCAUAGAGAAAAAAAUAAAAAUGAUGAUAUUAAUAAUAGCGAUGAUGAUGAUGAUGAUAAUAUAAUAAAUAGUUAUAAUAAUAGUAUGAAUAAUAAUACUUGUAAUAAUAAACAAGAUAAUACAAUUAGUAACUUCCCAAAUAAUAUAUUAGAUCUGAGUGAAUAUUUUAAACCUGAAAAUUAUUUAAAUGAAGAAUUUAAAAAAAAAAAUUCCAAAAUUAUUAAAAGAUUAUUAUGGGGUGAAUUAUUUGAAGAAAAAAAAAAAAGAAUAAGAAAAGUAUCUCCUUAUGGAAAAUUAAAAUCAUGGGAUCUAAAAUGUGUUAUAAUAAAAGGUGGAGAUGAUUUAAGACAAGAACUAUUAGCUUCACAACUAAUUAAACAAUUUAAAAUUAUAUUUGAAAAUGCUGGAUUACCAUUAUGGUUAAGACCAUAUGAAAUACUUGUAACAGGUUCAAAUUCUGGUAUUAUAGAGUAUGUUAAUGAUACGUGUUCAGUUGAUUCUUUAAAAAGAAAAUUUGGAGCAGAUAGUAUAUCGACUAUUUUUAAUAUUGUCUUUUCUGAUUAUAUUUUUGAGGCAAAAAAGAACUUUAUUGAGAGCCAUGCUGCGUAUUCUUUAAUUUCUUAUCUACUCCAAGUAAAGGAUCGACAUAAUGGAAAUUUACUCCUAGAUUCAGAUGGUCAUUUAAUACACAUAGAUUAUGGUUUUAUGUUAACUAAUUCACCUGGUAAUGUGAAUUUUGAAACAUCCCCAUUCAAAUUAACACAAGAAUAUUUAGAUAUUAUGGAUGGAGAAAAAUCAGACAAUUAUGAAUAUUUUAGGAGACUUAUUGUUAGUGGAUUUCUAGAGGCUAGAAAACAUUCAGAAGAAAUUAUUCUUUUUGUUGAAUUGAUGAUGCCAGCUUUAAAAAUACCAUGCUUUGCAAACGGUACACAAUUCUGUAUAGAAUCCUUGAAAGAAAGAUUUAUGACCAAUCUGACAGUCGAUGUGUGUAUUCAACGAAUUAAUGCCUUAAUUGAAGCGUCCAUUAAUAAUUUUCGAAGUGUCCAGUAUGACUAUUUUCAAAGAAUAACAAACGGAAUUAUGUGA